Messenger RNA from Sphenostylis stenocarpa, 1014 nucleotides. NCBI's taxonomy places the organism in Eukaryota, Viridiplantae, Streptophyta, Magnoliopsida, Fabales, Fabaceae. The record is from the annotation of a GenBank genome assembly.
AUGGCGCAAUUACCUCCAAAGAUCCCAAACAUGUCCCCAAGUUGGCCAGACUUCUCUUCUCCUCAUCAGAAGAUGCCAUUGCCACCUCUUAACAACGGAACCACCAACAACAACACAGGCCAUUAUCAUCAUCAGCAUCAUCAAAGUCAAAACCCUUCCUGGGUGGAUGAGUUCCUCGACUUCUCCUCCGCCCGACGCGGCGCUCACCGGCGGUCGGUGAGCGAUUCCAUCACCUACUUGGACUCACCAAGGUCUGGAGAGAACAACAACAAUAACGAUCAUCAUAACAAUAGCAAUGAGAAUGAGUUUGACAAGUUUGAUGAUGAACAAUUCAUGUCCAUGUUCACGGAUGAAGUAGUGCUGUCUGGGGUCCCCAUGCCACCACAAACCACCUUGUCCUCCUCUAACCCUUCAAGCCCUUCGGAUCAGAACUUCUUCCAUGAUGAGAAAGAGAGCCGCCAGAAGGAGAUGAAGCUGCAAGAGGAGGACGAGGAGCACCGCCAUCAAUUGAAAAACGAAGCAGAUGAGGUCGAAAGCCAAUGCAUACAGGAAAUUUCGCAGCCUCCUAAUGACACCAACACUUCUUCUUCCAACGAGAGAAUUACUGACCCCAAGAGAGUCAAAAGAAUCUUGGCUAAUAGACAAUCUGCACAAAGAUCGCGAGUGAGGAAGCUGCAAUACAUAUCAGAGCUUGAGCGAAGUGUAACUUCAUUACAGGCUGAGGUUUCAGUGCUGUCUCCAAGGGUUGCAUUUUUGGAUCAUCAACGUUUGCUUCUUAAUGUGGACAAUAGUGCCCUCAAACAAAGAAUCGCUGCCCUUGCUCAAGACAAGAUAUUUAAAGAUGCUCAUCAAGAGGCACUGAAGAGGGAGAUAGAGAGGCUGAGGCAAGUUUAUCACCAACAGAGCCUCAAGAAGAUGGAAAAUGCCGCAGGGUCACCACCAUUACCAUCUCCAUCACCAAAUCCUAUACGUGAUGCUCAAACAGAAAAGGAAGUACAACUUAUCAACGUUUGA